Molecule: messenger RNA, 2445 nt
Organism: Fragaria vesca subsp. vesca
Lineage: Eukaryota; Viridiplantae; Streptophyta; Magnoliopsida; Rosales; Rosaceae
Exons: 5
Coding region: 1-2445 (814 amino acids)
Source: RefSeq, a predicted model, not a curated record
AUGGACCUCGGCUGCUUGGACUUGGGUUGCAUAGAGGUCUCCGACAAGCACGGCGCCACUCAGCCCAGCCCUGAGUCGCUCACGGCGAGCUCCAAGAUUGGAAAGAACAAAAGUCCCAAAGAGACGUCUGUAUCAACAUUGAAUUCUCUUAACAAAUUCACAUCACAGAUUAAAAAGCCUGCUCACCGUAAAUCUUCUCCUCUCAAUUGGUUCCCACGAAAGAAAGGAGACUCCUACUUGAUGAGGAAAAUCAAAAUGCUACAGGAAGCAGAUGGCAUGAAUUUAACUCUUGAUGAGACUCUAGGUGAUUCAAAUCCACAUUACUCAAAGGUGCUGAGGGAAAAAAUGGCAGCAAGAGAAGCUGCACAAAAGGCAAUGCAAGCACGGAAAGCUGCAUUGGUGGAAGCAUCAUGGUGUCGAAUACUUCAGGCAGCCAGGAUUCAAAGAAAAGAAGCAGAAGCUGAACUGUUGAAAGUGGACAAAGCUGCAGCUGAAGCUUUUGAGGUGGCAUCAUCCGUGGGAGUUAUCAUGUAUGACAUACCAAACUGCACUCGCAAGCCUUCUGUAGAAACAUCCACUAUAAAUGGAGGAAAGUCUACUACCCACACAGUCACAGCAUCGUUUGAGACUGCAUUUGAGGUGGACAAAGAAGUAGCUGCUGCUGUGAAGGUUGCAUUAGUUACACUUGGAAAUAGCCCUUCUUUUAGUAAAGAUGAGUUUAAAGAACUGCUUCGAAAAAUUAGUGAGAAUCCUGAUACAGGUGAAAAGGAAUUGACUGAGUUCAGUUCAGAAUGUGAAUCAGAAUCUGGAUCGGAACUUGAAACAGUGGCCGAGAAAGAUAAUGCCAAUUCCCAAGAUUUGGAUUGUAAGAUGCAAGGUCUGGAGGUAAGACAAAAGAAAAGUAGAAGGCAGUCUUUUGGAAAGCUUAAUAUGGAAAAUAUAGUGGACAUGAUUCUUGAGAGGCUUCAAUGCUUGAAAGAAGAGGAACUCUCUUCUCUUGCCACUAUAGUUGCUACUUGUGGUUUAAAUGCUGCCUUGGCUGAAAAUAGCAAGCUGCUUGGUCCAGGAUCUGCUGCUGAGACAUUUCCCCGAAGGAUGUCUACUUUAGGAGCAGGGAAACCUGAAUACUUCUUAGAUGGGCAGAUAAGAAAGAAGGAAAUCAAAUCAGAACUUCCAAGUCUAGACAAGUUUUUGGUUAAGCACAUGACUAAGCUUGAAAAAGAAGUGCAAGAAGCCAAGAAUAGAAGGAAUGAGUCUAAGGAAGGUACUGCGGGAAAUUCUGAUAGAAUCAUCGAUGAGAAGGCCAGUUCAGAUAAAAGCCAAAUUAUUACAGAGACUGUACCAGGACUGGGAACUAUCCUUUUGAAGCAUGGUUCGAAGUUUGAGAAGGAGAUCAAAGAGGCCAAGGAAAAUUCAAGAGGAGAUUUUGGAACACUUCAGAAGAACUCAGAGAGAAAUAAGACAUCAUAUGACGCCAUACCUAGCUUGGAGAGUGUGUUGGUUAAACAUUCUUCGAAACUUGAAAAGGAAGUCGAAGAGGCCAAGAAAAAUUUUGUGAGAACAGCUACUGUUAGCCAUAAGAAAGUGGGAGGGGUUAGUCAGGGAAGAGAAAAUGCCACAGAAGUCCCCAGCCUUGAUCAGGUCCUGGUGAAACGUGUCUCAAGACUUGAGAAGGAGGUCCAAGAAGCAAAGAACAGAAGGGAAAACAAUACUCGAGGAGUCAGGUUGGCACAUCUCAAAAUCAAGAAUGUUGAUUCAUAUGCUACAGAAUCAAAGGAGAAGGUCGAUUCCUGUUCUAGUGAAGGACCAGAGGAGAAAGAAAAUGUUGACUUGAAUAAGAAUGCUGCAGAAAACAUGGAGAAAAAUGCUAAUGCAGUGGAAACAAAUAAGAAAGCUGGAACCGAAGGGGCUGAAGAUAGUCUGGACAAGAUCAUGCUCAAACCAGUGCACUGGUUAGAAAGAGAGAAAAGGAAAGCCUUAGCAGAGGGAAACAAUUUUGAAUAUCGUACACUUGAGAAGAAAAAGGGGGAAAACAGCAUUACAGAAUGUGAGAGUUUGGACAAAGUUUUGGUAAAACAUGUAUCCAGGCUGGAGAAAGAGAAGAUGAAGAUGAAGCUUGGUGCAGAAGAACCUGCUGAAAUGAAGAGAAGUAAGGCAAAGCUGCAUUCGCUUGUGGAUGAAGCAGGUGGUUUGGACCAAAUCUUGGUUAAACAUAAAUCAAGACUUGAGAGAGAAAAGGCCGCUGCUGCUCAACAACCAGAGGAUCAGACUAGAUUAUCUGUGACUCGAAAACAAGCAAGGGAGAGAGAACUACAAGAACAAUGGGGAGGUUUAGGCUUGGGAAACUCAAUGAAGCCACAUCAAUCAAAACUUGAACUGGAUAAGGCUGCUUGGAUUAAAGCUGAACAAGAGGAAAAGCGGCAAGCUGUGGGAUUCUCAGGUUGA